Cydia splendana is the source of this 3079-nucleotide messenger RNA. Its product is annotated as transmembrane channel-like protein 3. Gene Ontology annotation, molecular function: mechanosensitive monoatomic ion channel activity. The transcript is spliced from 16 exons. Gene Ontology annotation, cellular component: plasma membrane. The record is from RefSeq and is a predicted model, not a curated record. NCBI's taxonomy places the organism in Eukaryota, Metazoa, Arthropoda, Insecta, Lepidoptera, Tortricidae. Bases 165 to 2450 code for a protein of 761 amino acids.
ACGUACGCAACUUCAUAUGCCCCACCCCUUUUGUUUAUUUAUUUAUAACCUACAAUAAUUUAAUAAAGUAGAUUUAUUGAAAAAGGUGUCCUUAAAAUGCAAUAAUAAAUUCUUAUUAAGAUUACAAACCACUACACGAUCGGCCCUACUGCGUACAAGUCAAUAUGGAAGAUGAGAUAGAGGAGAUGGAGUCUCGGCCUCCGAGCGCUCGCCGGAACUUCUCUCUCCGCAACAAUGCAGCCAGACAAGUGGCUAUCAACUUUAUGCCGUCCAGGCAGCUGCCCGGCAACACGAUUCGCUUAAAACGCAAUGCAUCUCACAAUGCACUACUUGAAGAGGCAGUCGACGCGCCCGAUUCGGCGGACCGACAGGCCGAUAUCAUCGUGCGUGAGAUGGAGCAGCACUCCAGGCUCAUGGAGGACAAUCCCGAAGCUGAGGAGCUACGGAGGGAAGCCCUACGAGACUUGCCGCAAGGCUUGACAAUGAAGCGCCACGUCAGAGCCAAGCUGUCAGCCUCUGUCAGCCUCCGAUCCAAAAGCAAGCCUAUCUCUCUCUGCAAGCGAUUCAAGUACAGAAUGAGCUUUUUGUGGAAAAGGACACGCGACCGUUUCCGAGAUUUCAUCUUCUCCAUCGAGCUCUGGUACGAGCCAAUUCGCUCCAUCGAGGGCCACUUCGGCUCGGCAGUCGGGUCCUACUUCUACUUCCUACGAUGGCUGUUCAUGCUGGACGCUUUGCUGGCCAUUAUGCUGGUGGCUUUUGUAGUAGUGCCUCAGUUAUUGCACGAUGAGACAGGGAGUGGGAUUAAGGACAUGACUUUUCUGGACUUUAUCAGUGGAAAGGGUGCGUUGGAAGACUCCCUGCUAUUCUACGGCCACUAUCACACCAGCGACGUGGCAGCGCCGGGCUACAGCAUGCCGCUCGCCUACUUCUUCACCAUGCUGUGUCUCUAUCUCAUGUUCUUCGCGCUGCUGUGCUACAGAACCGCGUUGUCAUACCGACGGAACUUCAUAGAGACGGCGCGGAUCGGCGGCAUGAGCCAUGUAUUUGCCAGCAAGGUGUUCUGUAGCUGGGACUUCGGAAUCACCACGCGUACGGCCAGGGCGCUGCACGCCAACAGCAUCUAUAACGAAUUUAAGGAACUUCUUAACGAACAAAACAAGAAGCGAACCUCAAAGUCCUUCUGCGCACGAUUCGGCCAGCGUCUAGCCAAUAUAGUCGUUACCGCCCUCGUAUUAGCGUUCAUUGUUGGAGUGGAAUACGGAUUCUUACUACUUCUACAGAGGGAGAGCAAAUUGGCACAUUGGGAGAUACUGGUGUCUUUGGGAGUGACUGUAGCGGUGACAAUUUGCCCACUGUUCUUUGCGUUGGUUGUCAAGUUAGAAUACUACAAGCCCAGAACGGCCGUGUACGUGACGUUAGCACGAACAUGUUUCCUGGACAUCGGUACUCUGAUGUUGCUGCUCUACUACUGGUCUAAUUCCGCAGCUGCUUGCUGGGAGACGUCGUUCGGCCAGGAAGCGUAUCGGCUGGUGUUGCUCGACGCGAUAAUAUCGCUAGUAGUGUUGCCAGUUAUUGAGUUUUUAAGAGCUUUAAUUUUUAAAUUGAACCCAAAGUCCAGAGCGCCAGAGUUCAACAUCGUGUUCAACUCGCUAACCAUAAUCUACAACCAGGGCGUGCUGUGGUUCGGCAUGCUAUUCUCGCCUCUAUUGGUGGUAGCAGUAGCGUUGAAGUUCCUGUGCCUGUUCUACGUGAAGAGGGAAUGCGCUUUGAGAGCGUGCCAGCCGGCUAGAAAGAUUUGGCGCGCGGCGCAGACGCAAACGGUGCUGUACAUGUUGGUGACGAUGUCUCUCUUCUCGACUCUCUUCGGCAUCGGGACCUUGUUUUUAGGCACCAGCUCUCACUCCUGCGGGCCGUUCCAAACCUAUGAAACAGUGUUCUCCGUGUUCACGGAGGGCGUUCUGAAACUAUCCACGCGCCCUACUUUGCGCAGCAUACUGGUUUUCUUGACGCGUCCGGGCGUCAUUGGUUUCCUGGUGCUUACGCUGUGCGUUUUGGUGUACUACAUACGAGCCAAGGCCAAAGCGCAGCACUCCAUGGUGGAAAUACUGCGCCAUAUGCUGGUGCUGCAAGCCAAGGACAAGGACUUCCUGCUUAACGCCAUCGCCAAGGUCUCCAAAGGAGAGUGGAUGUACAGCCCAAAACCCGAAGACCCAAGCGACAGUCAUACCUGGAAAUACCUAAACGAGGUCCGCAAGCCUUCCAACGCGGGCUACCACUUCGACGCUUCCCGGCUCAGCCACUCGAUGCUCGGCGCGAACAAGAGCCGACCUAAUUCCUAUGCGCCGGAGAAAUCAAAGUCAAACGACGAUGGUGAUACGGAUAAUAGCUCUUUUAGCUGGCAAGGGUCGAGUUCAUGCUUGAAUAAGGAGAAUGAGAAGAAGUGGAUUUAGAUUACAAGCAAAAGUCGACCUAAUUUUUAAGUGCUGGAGAAAUUAAAGUCAAACGACGAUGGUGAUACGGAUAAUAGCUAUUUUAACUGGCAGGGGUCGAGUUCAUGCUUGAAUUAGGAGAAUGAGAAUAAGUGGAUUUAGACCGCAUUAUACGCUGUACAGUUUGAAUAAAUUUAUACGAAAUAAUUAAGUUUCGCUGAAAAUAGACGGGGGUCAAAUUUGGAGGUCUUUGCCUUUAUAAGGCAGAGGGAAUAUAUUUCCCACUUGAUUUUAAACUUUGUUUGAAAGUGAUAGGGUUCAAUUUUGCAUAAUUUUUAACACCUUUAUGCCUUAUAAAGAGAUAAGGUCCUUCAUUACUUGCUUGGUUUGAAUCGUACUGAAAGUGACAUCGUUAAUAUUUUUGGAAUCGUUAUUCUUAUGUUCCUUUUAGGGAUGUUGCGGAUGCAGAUUUUUUGACAUCCGCGGACGCGGAUGCGGAUACGGAUAUUUAAAGUCUCACAUCCGCGGAUGCGGAUGCGGAUGCGGAUGUCAAGACUUGGUACUUAAAAAACGUCAAAUAUUACAUUUUUAGCAAUUUUUAUUUAAAAAAAAACGAAACGUUUAGUAUUUGAGCAAGAAUAUAGGUGCGU